GGUGCAUGCGUUGCUGUUAUUUAUAUGACCGUAAAUCCCAUUUGAAAGGUACACAUUGUGUAGGAUAUCUUUUCUAUCUCAAUUCAUUCGAAAGAAUAAAAUCCAUUCCUAACAUUCCAGCUGAAACCUCGAGUCAUGAUGACAGCGAUCAAUAUUGCAGAGGAGUCCCGUCAUGGUUCCAGAGUAAAUCCAGCGAUUGAAUCCAGUUGGAAGACCACCAAGCCAAUUCGUGCUACAGAGAAAGCAUUCCUCGAUCUCCUGGAAGGCAAAACUCCUCUCCUUCACGAGCCUGAGUUUCUUUCCCAGGAGGAUUGCUUUAAGCUCACAAACGCUUUGGAGCCAAGACUCACACCAUAUUUACAUGCCACUGGCCCAAAGUUGGCUAAAGUGGGCAUUGCUCAGUUUGAGUUCCAAGCACAGAGCGAGGAUGACCUGAAAAAUAGAUCUGGAAAUGGUACGCACUCUCUUAAGCAGCACCUGCUAAAUUUCUUUCAUCAUGAGAAACAUAGACUCCACAGUAGCUGACUAAAGGUAUAGAGAAGCAGCAAUACUUCCAGGCAGUCCGUGAGUUGGGUGACUCCCAUGGUCAAUUAGCCGCAGAAGUUGGCAUCAAUGCGUUUGCCAAAGUCUUCGACUUCAUUAAAUCGAUUGCUCCCGAUAACUGGGAAGUCAUGCUAGCCACAGAAGUGCUAGAGGAUGAGACGGCGAAUGGUACUCCUGCCACGCAGUCUUACUUUGCCGGCAUUUAUAGAGUGAUCAACAACGGAACACCAGUCCACUGCGAUUGGGCGCCUUACGACACUCGUACGGAAUCGUGGUCAAUUAGUAGAGUGACAAACCAAGUUGCUGUCAAUUUAUGCGUGACUCCACCACCGGAAAAUAGUGGGGGAACUACCGUAUACGAUCUGCAGUGGUCUCCCGAAGCAUUGAAAUUCCGUGAUCCAGAGAGUUAUGGUUACUCUGCCGGCCUUGUUGAUGGCCGCAAGCGAUUAGAUUUUCAACCUCAUAUUGGUGAUCUAUACCUCUUCAACUCUCGUAAUAUGCAUGAGGUGCAUCCGGUUUCUUCUGACACAGGGAUUCGCCGUUUGGCUAUGUCAAGCUUUCUUGGAGUGUUACCGCCAUUGAAUGAAGGCCAAAAGACGAAGUUGGUGUUUUGGGGUUAGAGGAUGGAUAAUCUAACAGCAUGAGUCGUACUUUCUGGCUCCACUUUUGAAGCUUAAUACGACAUGAUAUUUUUCGCCUUUUUGCCUUCAACAUGAUGUUAUGUUCUUUGGCGGUCUCCAUUCUCACAAAGCAGACUGUUUGAUAGUAAGGUCCCAUCGGCUUGCAGCUGUUUGGCUGGAACAGCUAUUCACGAAUUGGCAAGAAUGUUACUAUGCUUGAAUCAUAUUUGUUGGACAAGCUUUUAUCACUUAGUUAUCAACAGCAAUCAUGGAAUCAUUCUGUGUAACUCGCAACGGACCACUGGGUCACUAUCUCUAGCGGAAUGCAAUAUUAUAUUUCGUGACCCGAUUAAAUGGAAAGAGAAGUGAAUA
Molecule: messenger RNA, 1535 nt
Organism: Sclerotinia trifoliorum
Lineage: Eukaryota; Fungi; Ascomycota; Leotiomycetes; Helotiales; Sclerotiniaceae
Source: the annotation of a GenBank genome assembly